CUCCCCGAGCCCAGGCGCCUCCCCGCCCCCUCCCCGCGCUCCGCGGCGGCGGCGGCGGCAGCAGUAGCAGCAAUAUGGCUGUUGAUGGGUGUUCGGGGUGGCGCUGGCGGCGGGAGGAGCUCCCCCGAGCCCCUGCGCCGGCUGCCCGUUGCUAGCUAUGGCAAAUGGUGGCGGCGGCGGCGGCAGCAGCGGCGGCGGCGGCGGCGGCGGAGGCAGCACUCUUAGAAUGAGUGGCAAUAUCCACGCGAACCUUCUCAGCCUAGACGCGUCCUCCUCCUCCUCCUCUUCCUCCUCCUCCUCUUCCUCCUCCUCUUCCUCCUCGUCCUCGGUCCACGAGCCCAAGAUGGAUGCGCUCAUCAUCCCAGUGACCAUGGAGGUGCCGUGCGACAGCCGGGGCCAGCGCAUGUGGUGGGCUUUCCUGGCCUCCUCCAUGGUGACUUUCUUCGGGGGCCUCUUCAUCAUCUUGCUCUGGCGGACGCUCAAGUACCUGUGGACCGUUUGCUGCCACUGCGGGGGCAAGACGAAGGAGGCCCAGAAGAUUAACAAUGGCUCAAGCCAGGCGGACGGCACUCUCAAGCCAGUGGACGAAAAAGAGGAGGCGGUGGCAGCCGAGGUCGGCUGGAUGACCUCCGUGAAAGACUGGGCGGGGGUGAUGAUAUCUGCCCAGACGCUGACCGGCAGAGUCCUGGUGGUGUUAGUCUUUGCUCUCAGCAUUGGUGCACUUGUAAUAUACUUCAUAGAUUCGUCAAACCCAAUAGAAUCCUGCCAGAAUUUCUACAAAGAUUUCACAUUACAGAUCGACAUGGCUUUCAACGUGUUCUUCCUUCUCUACUUUGGCUUGCGGUUUAUUGCAGCCAACGAUAAGCUGUGGUUCUGGCUGGAAGUGAACUCUGUAGUAGAUUUCUUCACGGUCCCCCCCGUGUUUGUGUCUGUGUACUUAAACAGAAGUUGGCUUGGGUUGAGAUUUUUAAGAGCUCUCAGGCUGAUCCAGUUUUCAGAAAUUUUGCAGUUUCUGAAUAUCCUGAAAACAAGUAAUUCCAUCAAGCUGGUGAACCUGCUCUCCAUAUUUAUCAGCACGUGGCUCACAGCAGCCGGGUUCAUCCACUUGGUGGAGAAUUCAGGGGACCCAUGGGAAAAUUUCCAAAACAACCAGGCUCUUACCUACUGGGAAUGUGUCUAUUUGCUCAUGGUGACCAUGUCCACUGUUGGUUACGGGGACGUUUAUGCAAAAACCACGCUCGGGCGUCUCUUCAUGGUCUUCUUCAUCCUCGGGGGACUGGCCAUGUUUGCCAGCUACGUCCCUGAAAUCAUAGAGUUAAUAGGAAACCGCAAGAAAUACGGGGGCUCCUAUAGUGCGGUUAGUGGAAGAAAGCACAUUGUGGUCUGUGGACACAUCACGCUGGAGAGCGUUUCCAACUUCCUGAAGGACUUUCUGCACAAGGACCGGGAUGAUGUCAACGUGGAGAUUGUCUUUCUUCACAACAUUUCCCCUAACCUGGAGCUUGAAGCUCUGUUCAAACGACAUUUUACUCAGGUGGAAUUUUAUCAGGGUUCAGUCCUCAAUCCACACGAUCUUGCGAGAGUCAAGAUAGAGUCAGCAGAUGCGUGCCUAAUCCUUGCCAAUAAGUACUGCGCAGACCCCGAUGCUGAAGAUGCCUCCAACAUCAUGAGAGUCAUCUCCAUAAAGAACUACCACCCGAAGAUAAGAAUAAUCACUCAGAUGCUGCAGUAUCAUAACAAGGCCCAUCUGCUAAACAUCCCGAGCUGGAAUUGGAAAGAGGGGGAUGAUGCAAUCUGCCUCGCAGAGCUGAAGCUGGGGUUCAUCGCCCAGAGCUGCCUGGCUCAAGGCCUCUCCACCAUGCUUGCCAACCUCUUCUCCAUGAGGUCAUUCAUAAAGAUUGAGGAAGACACGUGGCAGAAAUACUACUUGGAAGGAGUCUCAAAUGAAAUGUACACAGAAUAUCUCUCCAGUGCCUUCGUGGGUCUGUCCUUCCCUACUGUUUGUGAGCUGUGUUUUGUGAAGCUCAAGCUUCUGAUGAUAGCUAUUGAGUACAAGUCCGCCAACCGAGAGAGCCGUAUAUUAAUUAAUCCUGGAAACCACCUUAAGAUCCAAGAAGGUACUUUAGGAUUUUUCAUCGCAAGCGAUGCCAAAGAAGUUAAAAGGGCAUUUUUUUACUGCAAGGCCUGUCAUGAUGACAUCACGGAUCCCAAAAGAAUAAAAAAAUGUGGCUGCAAACGGCUCAAGGUUGGAGCUAGAUCACGCUAUCCCAAAGACCCAUUUGAGUUCAAGAACACAACUCACAAUUCUCGGCUUGUGACCGAGCCAGUUGAAGAUGAGCAGCCGUCAACACUGUCACCCAAAAAAAAGCAGCGCAACGGAGGCAUGCGGAACUCACCCAGCUCCUCGCCCAAGCUGAUGAGGCAUGACCCCUUGUUAAUUCCCGGCAAUGAUCAGAUGGACAACAUGGACUCCAACGUGAAGAAGUACGACUCUACUGGGAUGUUUCACUGGUGUGCACCCAAGGAGAUAGAGAAAGUCAUCCUGACUCGAAGUGAAGCCGCCAUGACCGUCCUGAGUGGCCACGUGGUGGUCUGCAUCUUUGGCGAUGUCACUUCAGCCCUGAUUGGCCUCCGGAACCUGGUGAUGCCACUCCGUGCCAGCAACUUUCACUACCACGAGCUCAAGCACAUUGUGUUUGUGGGUUCCAUCGAGUACCUCAAGCGGGAAUGGGAGACUCUUCAUAACUUCCCCAAAGUGUCCAUAUUGCCUGGUACGCCGUUAAGUCGGGCUGAUUUAAGGGCCGUCAACAUCAACCUCUGUGACAUGUGCGUUAUCCUGUCAGCCAAUCAGAAUAAUAUUGAUGAUACUUCGCUGCAGGACAAGGAAUGCAUCUUGGCGUCACUCAACAUCAAAUCUAUGCAGUUUGAUGACAGCAUCGGGGUCUUGCAGGCUAAUUCCCAAGGGUUCACACCUCCAGGAAUGGACAGAUCCUCUCCGGAUAACAGCCCGGUACAUGGGAUGUUACGUCAGCCCUCCAUCACAACUGGGGUCAACAUCCCCAUCAUCACUGAACUAGUGAACGAUACUAAUGUUCAGUUUUUGGACCAAGACGAUGACGAUGACCCCGACACAGAGCUGUACCUCACGCAGCCGUUUGCAUGUGGGACAGCGUUUGCCGUCAGCGUCCUGGAUUCACUCAUGAGUGCGACAUACUUCAAUGACAACAUCCUCACCCUGAUACGGACCCUGGUGACCGGAGGAGCCACGCCGGAGCUGGAGGCUCUGAUUGCCGAGGAGAAUGCACUGCGCGGGGGCUACAGCACCCCCCAGACGCUGGCCAAUAGGGACCGCUGCCGCGUGGCCCAGUUAGCACUGCUGGACGGGCCCUUUGCGGACCUGGGGGAUGGUGGUUGUUAUGGUGAUCUGUUCUGCAAAGCUCUGAAAACAUAUAAUAUGCUUUGUUUUGGAAUUUAUCGGCUGAGAGAUGCUCACCUCAGCACCCCCAGCCAGUGCACGAAGAGGUAUGUCAUCACCAACCCCCCGUACGAGUUUGAGCUCGUGCCGACGGACCUGAUCUUCUGCUUAAUGCAGUUUGACCACAACGCCGGCCAGUCCCGGGCCAGCCUCUCCCAUUCCUCCCACUCGUCCCAGUCCUCCAGCAAGAAGAGCUCCUCCGUUCACUCCAUCCCAUCCACAGCAAACCGACAGAACCGGCCCAAGUCCCGGGAGUCCCGAGACAAACAGAAGUACGUGCAGGAAGAGCGGCUCUGAUAUGUGUAUCCACUGCCUCCGUGUGUGAAACUGUAUCUGCCACUCAUUUACCCAGUGGGUGUUUCCAACAGUAACUUUCCCCGUUUUCCCCUGUAGUCCCCCCCUUUUCUUUACACAUAUUUGCAUAUGUAUGAUAGUGUGCAUGUGGUUGUCAUUUUUAUUCCACCACCAUAAAACCCUUGAGCACAACAGCAAAUAAGCAGACGGACCAAAAGUUAUUUAUGAUUCUAGGGGAAAAAUAACCCUAAGGCAUGCUCCAGACAUAAAUAGCUCACUGCAGGAAUGAGUUCACAGAUAAGAAGGGAGCGCUUGUGAUCCACGUCAGUUAUGCAAAGCAAGUUUAGUUAAUGUAGAAGAACAGUUUAUUCUGAUGUAUAAGGAUUAUCAGGGUGCUUUGGGUUUUCUUUUUGUUGUUGUUGUUUUUCUUUCUUUCUCUUGUUUUUUUUUUUUUUAUACACACACAAUAAUAUAUACACACGUUUAUUUGAAACAAGCAACCAAAACAUAUUGGUUGUUCCACUCUCUGGGCCGAAAUAUCGCGAAGUAUUUGAAAGGCUUUUGCCAUUUGUGUAGAUGAUGAAGCACCUGCUUGUUAGAACAUUGGAGAUUUUUUUUUUUUUUUUUUUUUUUUGCGGUACGCGGGCCUCUCACUGUUGUGGCCUCUCCCGUUUCGGAGCACAGGCUCCGGACGCGGUGGCUCAGCGGCCAUGGCUCACGGGCCCAGCCGCCCCGCGGCAUCUUCCCGGACCAGGGCACGAAUCCGUGUACUCUGCAUCGGCAGGCGGACUCUCAACCACUGCGCCACCAGGGAAGCCCGGAGAUUUUUUUAGUUACUCACCAAGGCCUUUUGUCCCAGAGCUAGCUUCCUUUGGGAGUUCAUAUGAACAUUUCUUCCCUUACUGUGGAGGAAAGAAUAGUUCCCUUCGUGGAAGUAUCAAAUGCUAGUCAUUUAAUUUAAGUGAAAAGAGGUUUGAUUGCAUAUUAAAUUGUUAUUCUGUCUCCUUAUGCUGCCAUAUGAAUAGCUGUUUUUUCCUCUCACUUUUGACAUUUGGGAUGAAAAGCCAUAUGUAUCAUAAAUAUCAGAUGUAAGUCAUUAAAAACUGCCUUCCUGGGACUUUUACAUCUUUUAAAAGGUGAAUUACUUACCUUAUGUACAGAAUAAAUAAUGCUCAGGAAAGAGCAAGUAUUUUUCCACGCAUUCUCAGGGGACCUUUUUACUCCCCUUUGUUUGAUUAGUUAGGGCCCCAGUGCCAGCGAGGAGCAAGGGCUGGGGCCGCGGUAGAGAGAGGAAGAUAAACCCAGCGGCAGAUCAUGUUUUUCUAGGAGCCGACACGCUAAAUAAAUCAGAAUGUAGGAGGAUCAAGCCACAGUUGACUCAACAAAGACAAAAGCCAGCUACUACCUUCAGCUGUUGGCACAGCUGCACGAUGCUGGCUGUCCCAAAGCAGAAAGCUGGUGGGAAAAAUUUCUCAUCGUCAAUUUCUUUAACGUAGCCAAUCCACUUAGGCAGGUGAAUGACAGUAAUAGAGAAUGACCCCCUUGUCAUUACCAGAUGGGAGAGAAGAAAAAGAGUGCGACAGUGAGCCAAACGCAUUUUGGUAUAAUUAUUUUUUCUUUCAUUUUCUUUCUUUUUUUAACGUUAGUAAGCAUGAGGGAAAAGGUAGAAAAAUAACCCUUUUUUCAAUAUACAGUUGUCAGAUAUUUUAUGUAUGCAAAUCAUGCUUUAGGCAGUACAGUAGUUCUUACAAAUCGGCCAACUCCACCAUGACCAAAUUCUUGUAUGGAUGGACUAGCCCUGGGCUGCUAUAUACGUAUUUGAAAUGUUUACUUGAAAACAAAUUCCAUCAAACAGCAUAGGGUGGAGGGGAGGAGAAAGAUGUCACAGCUGUAACCAUCUCUAAAAAGGUGUUUUUAUGGUGAAUGUUUUGGGUUUAGAUUUUGGAUCCCCUGUCCCCCCCCCAAGCAUGAUAGUUUUGGAGAUUUGCUUGCUGUGUGAAUUGACAAGCACUUUUACUGACAAAAUGGUGAGGCUCAGUCAGAACGUCCGUCCCCACACCCAAGACAGAGCAGUGCAGUGUUGCAAUCAGUAUUGGGUGGGGAAUCAUUGUAUACAUGUAUAUUAAAAAGCCCUAUGAGUGGAAAACUUUUUUCAAAUUAUUUUUGUCCCUAUAUAUAUUGAUUUAUAUAUUACAUAUAACUAUCUUUUUAUAUAUAACUAUAUAUAUACACAUAUAUACAGAUAUAUGUGUGUGUGUGUAUAUAUAUAUACACACACACACACACACACACACACACACACACACACACAUCCCCCAGUUUUGGAUCAUGAAGAGCUCUUCAUGCGUUCUUUGCAAAGGAGGUUAUAAAGUUAUGCCCUCAGAACAUUUAUAACUAUAAGAAUGUGCCAGUUAAAGUGCUCAACAGGAAAUAUGACAGUUUAAAAGCAUUGUAAAACUCACAUAGCUUACUUCUCUCUCUAAAGUGCAACAAGGAUGAAUAGAAUGGGCCAAGGUAUGACAAUUAAUGGUUCUGCAUGACCUAGCCACUGCUGGGGGUUUUCUUCUAUAACGUUGUCCUUGUGAAAACUUUUGUGAAAUUAAAAAAAAAAAAAAAGGAGUUACAAAUUUUAUUCUGUUAUUGGUUUGUUUAUUUUUAUUUCUAUUGUUCUGUUUGUGGUUUUAUUUAUUUAUUUUGCUUUUUUUUUUUCCUCCCCAUCCCCCCACCUCUUCCCUUCCUUCUUCUCCACCUUCCUCCACUUUCUAAAUUGCUCAGCGCAAUGAGGCUGUCCUGCUGCUACCGCUAGACCCCUUAGAGUUUGUUUUGGUGUUCCUGGGUUUGGGGUUGGGUGAUCUGGGGGAAACUUCUCUCCAUCUGGCUUGCCUUUCAAUCUGCACGUGGCCUCCCUGCCCACCUUGGUACCUUGCUCCAAGUCCAAAAGCAUUUUCCCAUCAAGAAACCCAGCUUCCUCCACUUCCCCCCAUUAUCACCACUCCAACCCAGUCCCCCAUCAGUCUGUCCACAUUUCUGUGUUUAUCUUGGCAAGACCGACUAAAUCAAGUGAUGAUGCCAGGUGAUAAGCUUUUCUGGAAAACAUUUGCAGCUAUUCCACUUGGCAAACUUGCUUCUUGGUCAAUCGUUUACCCUCCUUUCAAUUUAAACCAGGAGGGUUAUUAAUGGUAAAGAGCAUUGGUCUCCUUGCAGUUGGAUCAGUAUGACCCCCAAAUUAAAACUGUCCGGCUGGAUAUAUCAACUCAAUAGCCCACACCCAGUCAUCUGGGGGUUGAUGAUUCAGUCUCUAUAUUACCUGGAUCUCUUCUCUCACCUGCCUUUCAGACAUUUGUGAAAUCCCAACCAGAGAUUGGGCAGAUAGAGAGAAGUAAAUCCAAAAUGUGUUUUUUAUACAAUCUGUUAGCAGCUCUGAUGAGAGGACCUUGUGACGGGAAUGGAGUGGGAACAGACUGUGACUUGUGAUGAAAUUUUGGGAUUUUCCCUGGACUCAGGUGUACAGUUGAGAGUUGAUUGUACUUGGCUAAUGAUAUAUUCAGUGAUGAAAAAGGUAUCAUUAUUACUUGUAUUUUUUAUGAGCCCAAACUACUAUAUUGUUCUUUCCUCAGUUGAAUGAAGAAUCUCUUCCAUGGGUUUUCAUGUGACCCCAAACUUCUCAUCCUUCUUUCAGGUUCUCUUAGGAAGGAGGCAUACAAGGUUUUCGUAUGACGUCUCUCCUCUUCCCCCUUUCCACCCAAAAAAUAAGCAAGUAGGUCAGGGUGGAAAGCGAAAGCGUUUUUGAAGAGAAAGGAUGUGCACUUAAAGAGAACAAUAGCUAGAAACUCAAUUAUCUGCACCAUUCUAAAAGAGAAGCAGUCUGUAAGCCAUUCAGUUCAGUUUGUUUUAGGCUUUGAAAGGGGUGAAGCUUAAGUAAGUGGAUAGACCAGGAGGCCCAGUGAAACCCUCUCAGCCUCAACACUCAGGUGAUCAUGAAAUCAACAUCCCUGAUAUCUGCUACCCAGGGUCCUUCCUGAAGCCAGUUCAAACGGAUAAAGAGAAACUUGGACCCUUAUAGUUAGAUUUCUACCAUUAUUGGGAGAGGUUUCAAAUUCUAUUAUGAAUAUUACAGGUUAUGACCCAGAACCUUACUCUCAAUAGGUGCUCAAUAAAUAUUUUUGAAAUAAAUUGACCUUAAAAAUUCUUAUACCUUUAAUCAUUUGAUAAGGUAUCUUCACCUCCUUGGCUUUUCUUAGCCAAUUUCAAGGAAUGCCUGUAGAUGGUUCACAACGCUGUCAUGUUGUUGGCACUUUCUCAAGCUGAGUACACAGCUUCUGAGAAAGGGGAACACCCCCGUAAGUUCACUGAGUGGAGAGACUGACUCUGCCUCCCGCCAGCAACCUCAAGGUCCCAGAUGACCAGAGGAACCUUUUGACGGGCUCUUCUUCAGCAUGGGAAAAGCCGAAAGGUGUCUGCAUCCCAAUAGAGACAAUUAAAUCAACCCGCCAGGUUCCUAUAGCAACAGGCUCCUGAAGGAGAAAGAAGAGAGUGCAGAAACUUCAGGGCCUCCAGAAAUCAAGACAGGGUAAAAAAAUCAAUGUCUCAAUCAGCUUCGUUCAGCCCACCCCUGCUUUGUCAUAAGGUGAUGAAGUAGCUGUGGGCACCUGUCACUAACUUGGUAGACUAUCUCCCACCAGGAGAUCGUACAUCCACCACCUAGGGAGGUGAGAGGGAUCACCCCCUACCGCCUGGAAGGGAGGAGUGAAAAGUCCACCCUUAGGGUGUCAGCUGGAUCAAGCCACAGAAGAGGGCCAGGAGGGAGCAGUCGUUCGGCCUAGGGAAUGGCAGCAUCAGCCUCACAGUUAAAAGGGGCAAAGAGAGUCAUACUGGACAAUCGCAAAGGAGCGAGACAGUUUUCAUAAGUAAAAACUGCUCUGGUUCCGGUGCAAUUUUCAUUUCUGUGCAGUAACCAUACUUUGCCCAUGGAGAGGAAAGGAGGCAGUGUGUGUGGGUGGGGUCCUCUGGCACCUUGGGGUCUGCUAGGCAGGGGGCGGGGGAAGGCCAGACUAGCUCUCAGAAGUGUGAGAUGUGAAACCACACAGCGUUACCUUUGAAUGCUUGAGCUCCUUGUUAGCUCUUACUGUUCUCCACUGUUAUCUCUAUCCAAAUGGAAUCUUUCCCUUUCAAGCCCUUUCUCUCUGAACUUCAGCUUGUGGUACAGCGAGAAAAUGCCCAAUUAUUCCAAGUACCUUUGCUGUAUCAUCAUCUCCCUUUUCAUGCUCUCUUCUCUGAAGAGUAGUUAAGUGAAAAGGCCAAAUCCCACAGCAGUGACAACCCACAGAGCCAGCAAAGAGACUCUGUUGUCACAGUGCAGCCUGUUGCUCUGCUUCCGGGUCCCCAGGCAGUUAUGUCAGCCCAGGUCUCAAGCCCUUCCCUGCCGUAGCCUGCUCCCUUGGGAUUCCUCAUGGCUGGACAAAGUCCUGACCCUUAUUCUAGACCCUUGAAUGUCAGUGAUGAAAGUAGCAAUGGAAGACGCAGAUGGCUUGCAGGUAGGGUAGGGCCCCUGUCAAGUUGAAAGCCAAUAUUUCAGACGCAAGUACCACUGAAGGGUGUCACUCCUGCCUCUCCUCCCCUUCCCAAGGAAGGCUACCCAACCGAAUCCUUCUCCAUCUUCUCUGCUGCCAAAAUCCCCUUUCUUCUGGCCAGCACCCAAGUUUAUACACCUCAGUUCUCCACCCUAGUUUAUCUGCAAUCACACCGAAAGGUAUCACCUAUCCUUAUGUCGUCCUUUAGCACUGAGAGUACUCAUAUCCAUGCUGACCUUAUACUAAAAACUAACAAACGCCAAGUGCUUACCAUGGGCUAGACACUCUUCCAAGCACUUUAUGUAUAUUAGCACAUUCAAUUCUCGAGAUAACCUUAGAUGCAGAUGCUGUUAGUAUUUCCAUUUGAAAGAUACAGAAUCCAAGGGACAGGUUGGUUCAAAGUCACCCAGCCAGGAAGUGCCAGCGAAGUAUUUAAAACUAAAGUCCAUGAACUUUGUGCUAUAAUGCCCCCUAAUGUUACUAAUAAUACUGAUAGUCUUAACAGUUCACAUUGACUUACCAUGUAUGUGGAUAAGUGCUUCAUGGACAGUAGCCCCUUUCAUCCAAACAACACCCUUAGGAAGGUCCAUUAGCCCCAUUUUACAGAUGAGAAACUGAAGUUAAGAUAAAUUAUGUAACAACCCGCUCGGAGCCACACAACUAGCACAUGAGAGAAGCAGAUCCCCUUGACCUUAACCUACUGCUCUAUGCUAUCUCCUUGUUGCAGUGGAUGGCUCAUGGCAUGGCCAGCCUUGAUAGGUGACACCUCCCAAUGGCAGUGUCACAUCUCUCGGCAGUUAUUUUCUGGGUUUGAUCUCGUUCUGCCAGAUCACUUGCCACAGACUGUUAAAUGCCACUCCUUCCCUGACUUCAGGCAGGUCCCACAGUCUGUUCACAGUGAUGCCGUCAUGCAUCACAUCUUCAAGAAGCUUAUUAACAAAUGGAUUUCUUUUUCUUUGGCAGGGAGGAGGCCCUCAAAACCAGAUCCAUUGCCCUUCUCAUCCUAGGGAUGAAAACAAAGCCCCCAGAAAUCUUUUUGGCUCGUGGGAUGAGGCAGGGGGAGGAGACCAGCUCAGGGAUUUGGAUCGACCCUGGACCACUUCAGCACUCACGUGAAUUCCUUCCCUGACUACUCUUCCUUAAGGCCAAUUUUGUAGGCACCCAGUGGUGCGGCUCCUUUGGAAGGCACAGUUCGAUAAACCAAAGUGUCAUUGUCAUAGCAAAGCUCUCUCCAUUGGGGCAGAAUGACUGGCAAUCGUUAAAGUGUGGUUCCUCUCAAGCCCUUUGGGAGAAACACCUUUGCCCCCAGACAUUUUAGUAAAACGCUCAGAGCAUUCAUCUAUCUCCAUUUCUUCAGCAUCAUAUCUAACCAAGUCUCCAACAAAACAGCUGUUUACAUCUUACGAGGCACCCGAGUUAAAAAGCCUGUUUCUCAGGCAUAACGGAAACCUCAGCUCGUCCCCAGGAUACACUUUAACGCAACUCCUUUUUGUGUUGACGCUGAAUGGCCAAAACACAGGGAGAACUCUGCUUAGAUUAUAUUUAUGGCAAGAAAUGCAAAAGGAAAGAGAGAGAGAAGCUUAAAUGGGGAAAUAAUGCUCUCUUUCUUACAGACAGCAGGAGGAAAUUGAUAUUCUCCCUGCCGUGGAAGGUCAAAAUGCCAACUUUGAAUUGAACUGUAAAGACUAAAUUCUGAACAAUUACUCUCUGCAGCAGUUGUAAAAAUUUCAGCAAAUUGCAGCUGUCUUAGGUCUUUCACCCAGAAGUCCUACUCAUUUCCAUCAGUAGAGUUCACUCUCCCUUCCAACCUGGCAUGUCCAACCUAGCACUAAAUCCCUUUGCAAAAUCUGGCCACAGAAGGGCGUGGCCAAAAUCAAGGGCAGCUCAGGCAAACAGCACAGACACUGGGUUCAGCUCUUCUGAAAAUCAUCUUUAUACAUAAACCAUUGGAAAAAGUCAUAGUUUGAAAUUGUUUCAGUGGCCUGGCAAUGCUUUUAAAACAUGAUAAUCAUCAUACUUUACUCCUCUCUGAAAGGUUAGUUUAAUCGUAGAUCACAAAAAAAUUGGUUUCCACAAAUGCAUAAUGGUUCAUCUGUGUCACACUUGAACUAAAUGCUUUUUUAAAUGGAGCUGAAAUUAUUUUGAUGUGUACACAGUCCCGGAUUUCUAUACAACCUUUUUUAACCAGCCCAUCAGGAACCUUGCCUCUACAGCCUCAUUAAUAAUUCAGAUGUGCUGAUGACUUUAAAAGAUCUAUGGAAUUGAAGCUUAGGGAAAAAAAAAAGCUCUGCUUGACAAAAAGAUAAAUGAAUGUAGAAAGAAGCUGUAGGAGUCUGGCAAGCUGUAGAUCAUCUCAGAACAGAUUGUAACUUUAUCAUUCUGUCAGGGGGAAUAAUUUAAAGCACUUAAUCAGUUAGCUUCACCGUGAGGAUGUAGCAUUAUGAAUUCGUAUCGUCCAAUCUGUUCAAAUCAAAGUGAACUUAAUUAUAAUAGGUGAGAGAGCCAGUGCAGGAAGGAGAGUGAUCCAGGAGGCAGGAAGUUUCCUGGGGGGUGUAAACCAAGCUGCCGAACAAAGGUUAGUGAGUGAGCUUUCACCAAGGCUCAUCCUGGCUGCAGCUCGGUGUCUACAAGGGGGGCUCAGGGCACUGGACACAGCAAGAGGAAGCAUGGUCCAGGAGAGACAAGCAGAGUGGUCAUGAGCUGACCAUACAUACCGGAUCUAUAAAUCGUUAGCCAUGCAGGGACACACACACACACACACACACACACACACACACACACACACACACACACACACACACACACACACACACACACACACACACACACACACACACACACACACACACACACACACACACACACACACACACACACACACACACACAC
Messenger RNA from Orcinus orca (killer whale), 12228 nucleotides. RefSeq names its product potassium calcium-activated channel subfamily M alpha 1 (gene KCNMA1). The transcript has 28 exons. The coding region runs from base 158 to 3772 and encodes 1204 amino acids. Gene Ontology annotation, cellular component: postsynaptic membrane. Gene Ontology annotation, biological process: transmembrane transport; potassium ion transport. The record is from RefSeq and is a predicted model, not a curated record. Gene Ontology annotation, molecular function: large conductance calcium-activated potassium channel activity. NCBI's taxonomy places the organism in Eukaryota, Metazoa, Chordata, Mammalia, Artiodactyla, Delphinidae.